AUGUCGCCCAUGUACCUCGAGGAUAAACUCAACAUCAACCGGAUCGCCGUUAUCGGCGCCGGACCGUGCGGCUUGGCCGCCGCGAAAUACUUGGUGGCGGAAAAGAAAUUCUCCAAGGUUCAAGUCUUUGAACAGAGAGAUAACGUCGGUGGUGUGUGGACGUACAGCUCUCUGAACGUCAUCGACAGCGACUUCAGCAUCCCCAGGACGCGGCCUACCAAGAACCCAGACACGGCCAUCGCCGUUGAGGGUCAUGAGGCCAAGCAAUUUGUCUCUCCUGUGUACGACUACUUGGAGACUAACAUCCCGCACACUUUGAUGAACUACUCGGAUCAGGAAUUUCCUUCCGGUGCAUCUCUAUUUCCUCCACACCAAGUGGUGAAGAAGUAUCUUGAAGACUAUGCUGAGGAGUUGAAGCCUAAUAUCUCAUUGUCAACGCAAGUGUUGUCUGUCAAGAAGGCAGUGAAUGACAGUCAGGUGAAUUGGGAGAUUGAAACUCGGGAUCUGAGAACGGAUGAGACGAGUAAAGCCCCGUUUGACGCCGUCUUGGUCGCUAGUGGUCACUACAACGACCCUUUCAUUCCUGAUAUCCAAGGUCUUGCCGAUUUUGACAAGGCUCAUCCGGGCUCUGUUUCACACUCCAAGUUCUACAGAAACGCUGCGCAAUACGAAGGCAAGAAAGUUAUCAUCGUUGGCAACUCAGCCUCGGGCAUCGACUUGAGUGCGCAGAUUUCAACUGUCUGCAAACUUCCCAUCAUUAUCUCUGAAAAAACAGUACCAAAUACCCCAGCCGAGGACCGCUCAUCGUGGGCAAAGAUGCUCCCUGAGAUCGCGGAGUUCAUCCCGGAAGGCCGUAAAGUGCGCUUUGCCAACGGUGAAAUCGAGUCGGGCAUCGACGGCGUCGUUUUCUGCACAGGCUACUUCUACAGCUUUCCCUUCCUCCGCGACCUCUCCCCACCUGUCGUCACCGACGGCGCCUUUGCUCGCAAUUUGUAUGAGCACCUGUUCUACAUUGACGAUCCAACACUUGCAUUUGCCGGGAUCCCGCAACGCAUCGUGCCAUUUCCUGUCUCCGAAGGUCAAGCGGCAUAUGUAGCGCGUGCAUGGGCGGACCGACUGCGUUUACCAAGCCGUGCCGAGAUGAGAGAGUGGGAGAUACGUGUGCUCAAGGACAAGGGGGAGAGUAAGAUGCUGCACAGCCUCGCAUUCCCCAAGGACUUAGACUACAUCAACAUGCUUCACGCGCGGAGUCUCCAGGCCGAGAAGAGGCCUGGUUUGGAGAAUGACGGCGUCGGUAAGAUCCCACCGUUUUGGGAUGACGAAAAAAGAUGGACUAGGGAGCGGUUCCCGUUGAUCAAGAUCGCCUCACGGAAGUUGGGCGAGAAAAGGCAUGAAGUGACAACUCUAGAACAGCUUGGGUUUAACUAUAAGGCAUGGAAGGCUGGUUUGGGUGAGGAGGACAAGCUGCUGUGA
Colletotrichum spaethianum is the source of this 1473-nucleotide messenger RNA. RefSeq names its product thiol-specific monooxygenase. Gene Ontology annotation, molecular function: N,N-dimethylaniline monooxygenase activity; flavin adenine dinucleotide binding; NADP binding. Bases 1 to 1473 code for a protein of 490 amino acids. Lineage: Eukaryota; Fungi; Ascomycota; Sordariomycetes; Glomerellales; Glomerellaceae. The record is from RefSeq and is a predicted model, not a curated record. The transcript has 3 exons.